ACCGCAACCGACCUGAGUGGCGGCGGCGGUGGGUCCGCCGGCGGGCGUUUGAGAGGCGACAGGCAGUGUGGUGGCCGCCGCGGCCCCCGCCGGAACUCGCCACCAUGAGUAGCACGUUAGCAAAGAUCGCGGAGAUCGAAGCUGAGAUGGCUCGGACUCAGAAGAACAAGGCCACAGCGCACCACCUAGGGCUGCUGAAGGCGCGCCUGGCCAAGCUCCGCAGGGAGCUCAUUACUCCGAAGGGUGGGGGCGGCGGCGGCCCCGGAGAAGGUUUUGAUGUGGCCAAAACAGGCGAUGCUCGGAUCGGGUUUGUGGGUUUUCCAUCUGUGGGGAAGUCAACGCUGCUCAGUAACCUGGCAGGGGUGUAUUCCGAGGUGGCAGCCUAUGAGUUCACCACUCUCACCACUGUGCCUGGUGUCAUCAGAUACAAGGGUGCCAAGAUCCAGCUCCUGGAUCUCCCAGGCAUCAUUGAAGGUGCCAAGGAUGGGAAAGGUAGAGGCCGUCAAGUCAUUGCAGUGGCUAGAACCUGUAACUUGAUCCUUAUUGUUCUGGAUGUCCUGAAACCCUUGGGACAUAAGAAGAUCAUUGAAAAUGAACUGGAAGGCUUUGGCAUUCGUUUGAACAGCAAACCUCCCAACAUUGGCUUUAAGAAGAAGGACAAAGGAGGCAUUAAUCUCACGGCUACUUGCCCGCAGAGCGAACUGGAUGCGGAAACCGUGAAGAGCAUUCUGGCUGAAUACAAAAUCCACAAUGCAGACGUGACUCUGCGCAGCGAUGCCACGGCUGAUGACCUCAUCGAUGUGGUGGAAGGAAACAGAGUUUAUAUCCCUUGUAUCUAUGUUUUAAACAAGAUUGAUCAGAUCUCCAUUGAGGAACUGGAUAUCAUCUAUAAGGUGCCUCACUGUGUGCCGAUCUCUGCCCAUCACCGCUGGAACUUUGAUGACCUGUUGGAGAAGAUCUGGGACUACCUGAAACUAGUGAGGAUUUACACCAAGCCCAAGGGCCAGUUACCGGAUUACACGUCCCCGGUGGUGCUGCCUUACUCGAGGACCACGGUGGAGGAUUUCUGCAUGAAAAUUCACAAGAAUCUUAUCAAGGAGUUUAAGUAUGCUCUGGUCUGGGGUCUCUCUGUGAAGCACAACCCUCAGAAAGUGGGUAAAGACCACACGCUGGAGGAUGAGGACGUCAUUCAGAUUGUGAAGAAGUGAAACCUGCCCUUACCUGUUAGCCGAGACAGCCAUGACCCAGCGCCGUCUCCCAGCUCCUGGCAGGGGCAGCCGCUGGAUCAGGACUCGGGAGGGAGAGGAAGGCGCCCGAACAACUUGACCUGUCUUUUCCUGGUUCACCUUGUGUGUUGAGCUGCAUAAAGGAAUCCGGUAGGGCUGUC
This is a messenger RNA of Lepus europaeus (European hare), 1387 nucleotides long. RefSeq names its product developmentally regulated GTP binding protein 1 (gene DRG1). Bases 105 to 1208 code for a protein of 367 amino acids. Gene Ontology annotation, cellular component: cytoplasm. The transcript is spliced from 9 exons. Gene Ontology annotation, molecular function: GTPase activity; GTP binding. Gene Ontology annotation, biological process: cytoplasmic translation. NCBI's taxonomy places the organism in Eukaryota, Metazoa, Chordata, Mammalia, Lagomorpha, Leporidae. The record is from RefSeq and is a predicted model, not a curated record.